AUGUCUUCUUCGUCUCCAACUACCGAGCCCUCUUCCGUAACUUCACUCUUAAACCCACACUCCCCACUCAACGGUCACGAUUCAACCGAUCAACCACAGCCACCGCCGCCGCGAGACCCCGAAAACCAGCCCCAAGACGACGCCGUUCCCGGAGACAAACGCAAGCGAGAGGAAAACGACGACGACGCCCCGAAACCUUCCGUCGUCCCUCCUCUAUGGAAGACCAGCCUCUGUUCCUACUUCAGGCGUGAGUCCGCCUCCUGCAGCCACGGGAGCGGGUGCCGGUACGCCCACGGCGAAGCGGAGCUCCGGCCCCGACCCGACAACACAUGGGACCCGACCUCCGAGCGCGCGAAGAAGCAAAAGUUGGAGGAGGAGGAAGGCGACCAAUGUGCGUCUCCGGAUAAUGUGAUGAUGACAGAGGCCGUCGAUGAUGACGACGACGGUGACGGUAACGGUGACGGAGACGUUGGAGGGUUGGAUCCAGAGCUGAGCAAGUGCCUGGUUCAUUUACCCAGGAAUUGGAAAUCGGAGAAAUUGAAAGACUUUCUUAGUGAGAAGGCAAGUGGAGUUCAAUUUAAAUCGGCGAAGAAGAAGAAAGGCAUGACUUUAGGUUUUGUGAGUUUUCAGAGUGUAGAGCAAUUGCAAACUGCUGUGAAGGAGCUGGAUGGAAUAUCAAUUGGUAACAAAAAUAUAAAGGUUGCGGAUGUCAUUCCCAGAUCAUUUGAAAAGAAAACCAAAUCGGCAAUGGCUUUACCUCAAAACCCGCAGAAAACCACAGAGGUUGAAUUGGAUGGGGAGAAUGUGGAAGACUCUGUGGUGGCAAAUGGGGCUGAGGAUGGCAAUGCGACUAGUGGACGAAGUGCCCGCAAAGUAGUGACUCCCCUGGCUCAUAUGCCUUAUGGUGAUCAGUUGGAGCAUAAAAAGAACUCUCUUAUGCAGAUUCUCAAAAGACUUACUAGAAAUGCUCGCAAAGCUUGUCCUGAUGGUAUUCCGCUUCCAGAAUGGAUUCUCAAGUCUAGGGAGAUAGGUGGUCUUCCAUGCAGUUUAGAGGGUAUACUAGCAUCCCCAGUUGUAAAUGGAUAUCGUAACAAGUGUGAAUUUUCAGUUGGAUAUUCUCUACAGGGAAAAAUAACUGUGGGGUUUAUGCUUGGAAAUUUUAGGGAGGGUGUUACAGCAGUUGAAGAACCUUUUGACUGCCCAAAUGUUUCCAGAAUUUCUUGCAAAUAUGCCUCUAUCUUUCAGGAGUUUCUGCAACAUUCAAGUUUACCAGUUUGGAACAGAUUUAAGAAUAUUGGAUUCUGGCGUCAACUGACGGUUCGAGAAGGGAGGAGACCAGGCAUGGCCUCUGAUGCUGAAAAUUGUGAGGCCAAUAUUGCAGAGGUCAUGCUUAUUGUUCAGGUUUCCAGUACAGGAUUUGAUGAUGCACAGAUAACCAGUGAUUUUGAGAGGCUAGCACAAGUUUUUUCUGCAGGAGCUACUGCCAGUUCGCCAUCUUUGCCUCUUACAGCUUUAGUUAUUCAGGAUCACCAAGGAAUAUCAAAUGCAGCACCGGCUGAUGCUCCAUUGCGCUCAUUAUCUAUUUCGAAAGGAGAAGGUAGUUCUGAAAUGCAGGCCACCGACAAUGUUGUAGAAGCAAAAAUUCAUGACUAUAUAAGUAAUCUUCGGUUCUGCAUAUCACCAACAGCAUUUUUCCAGGUCAAUACCCUUGCUGCAGAGAAGCUAUACUCUCUUGCAGGGGAUUGGGCUGAGUUGGGUCCUGAUACCUUGCUAUUUGAUGUAUGCUGUGGGACUGGAACAAUUGGGCUGACUUUAGCACAUCAUGUUGGUAUGGUUAUUGGCAUUGAAAUGAAUGCUUCUGCGGUUUCAGAUGCUCGUAGGAAUGCUGAAAUUAAUGGCAUAACAAACUGUAGAUUUGUCAGUGCGAAGGCAGAGGAUGUGAUGCGGUCUUUGUUGGAAGAGUACAUUAAUGCACCUCAGAAACAAGAAAAUAACGUCAUUGAAGGUAUUGACGAAGUUGUUGCUACUGAUGAAGAGAAACCAAUCUCAACAGACAACAAACCCAACCCUGAAGAGAAUUCAAGCCAUGAGCUUGAAAGUGGUAAGACUGCAUCUGAGGGUUUAGAAACCGACAAGCAGGAACUCAGAAGCCAACUUCAGAAUAGUUGCACUUCUGAAAAUGGGAAUGCUCCAGUGAAACGUUUCAGUAAUGUUGUUGCUAUUGUUGAUCCUCCCCGAAGCGGACUUCAUCCCACUGUGAUCAAAGCUCUUAGAACUCAUCCUGGUCUACGGAAGCUUGUUUACAUUUCCUGCAAUCCUGAAAGCUUAGUGGCAAAUGCUAUCGAGCUUUGCACACCAUCUCCUGAGAAAAUCGAAAAGAACAAGAACAACAGAGCAUGGAGAAACAUGAGCAGUGCUGGUCUAGCACGGCACAGGGCCAAGUCUAUGCCGGCUUCAGAGCCUUUCCGACCUGUCAAAGCAAUGGCCGUUGAUCUAUUUCCACAUACCAUACACUGCGAAUUGGUAAUGCUCCUUGAGAGGUAG
Molecule: messenger RNA, 2544 nt
Organism: Prunus armeniaca (apricot)
Lineage: Eukaryota; Viridiplantae; Streptophyta; Magnoliopsida; Rosales; Rosaceae
Source: the annotation of a GenBank genome assembly